GGGAGCGCCUGCCCGGCCGCCGGCUGCCGCCGCCAUGGACUGAUCGCCACGGCCCGGCCCGAGCUGCCACCAUGAACCAGCUGGUCCUUUGCACGCUGCUUCUUUUGGCCCCCAGGGAGCUGGUGGGGGCAUGUCCCGCAGGCUGCCAGUGCCAAGACCCCAAGACCAUCCUGUGCGCAGCCAGACGGGGCCAGACUGUGCCCCAGGGGCUGCCCCCCAACACCCUCUCCCUCUAUGUCUUUGAGAAUGGCAUCACGAUGCUCAGCGAGGACAGCUUUGCGGGCCUGCCCGCCCUCCAGCUCUUGGACCUCUCGCAAAACAAGAUCACCAGCAUCCAGAAAAACAUUUUCCAGCCCCUGACGGAGCUCGUCAACUUGGACCUGUCCUCCAACCAGCUGCAGGAGAUCACCAAUGAGACCUUCCACGGGCUGCGGCUGCUGGAGCGACUCUACCUGCAGAGGAACAGGAUCCAGCACAUACACGCUGCUGCCUUCGACACGCUGGAGAAUCUGCUGGAGCUGAAGCUGCAGAACAACCAGCUCUGGGCUGUGCCCCCGCUCGACCUGCCCAACCUCCUGCUGCUGGACAUCAGCUGGAACAAGAUCCCCACCAUUGCACCAGGGGCCUUCCACGCCGUCAACAUCGAGUCCCUGAAGAUUGCGGGGUUGGGCUUGACGAGCUUAAAUGAGGAGCUCUUCCAGGCCCAGAACAACCUCCACGAGCUGGACAUCUCCGACAACCUGCUGGAGCGUGUCCCGGCGGUGCUGCGGCGACUGGGGAGCCUCACAAAGCUCAGCCUGGCUGGCAACGCCCACAUCUCCCAGCUGCCGGCAGAGGACUUCCACAACCUUCACAACCUCCAGGAGCUGGACAUCAGCAACCUCAACAUCAACACCAUCCCUCGGGACUUCUCUGGCUUCUUCCCCAGGCUGCGGGCCGUGACGGCGGCCGGCAACCCCUUCAACUGCAUCUGCCAGAUGAGCUGGCUGGUGCAGUGGGUGAACACCAGCAGCGUGGUCCUCCGGCGGCCCGAGGAGACACGCUGCCACUUUCCCCCUAAAAACUCCGGCAAGCUCCUCCACCACCUGCAGUAUGCUGACUUCGGCUGCCCCACGACCACCACCACCACCCCCACAACCCCGCGCACCACCACACCGCCGCUGCCCGUGCCGCUCCCCACUAGCAGCCGCCCGGCACCGCAGCCCAGCACUGCCGCUCCCACCUUGGGGGCCAGGGCCCCCCAAGGCAGCUCCACACCAGUGCCCUUCAGCGGCCCCCCGGCCCCCACCAGCCCCCCACCGCCCAUCUGUCCUCCUCGCACGUGCCUGAACGGCGGCACCUGCCACCUGGGUCCCCAAAACCACCUGGAGUGCCUGUGCCCGGCGGGCUUCACCGGGACGUACUGCCAGGUGGAGGAGAGGGGGACGACGCCGGCACCAGCUACGCCAGCCCCGUCGCCCGGCCGGCGGAUCAGCAUCGCGCAGGUCGGCAGCACCUCCCUCAAAGUGGACUUGCAGAACUAUGUCCAGUCCAAAGCGCAGCUGAAGGGCAUCCGAUUGAGCUACCGGAAUCUCUCCGGGCCAGACAAACGACCGGUGAUGCUGCGUUUGCCGGCUUCGCUCUCCGAGUACACGGUACGGGCGCUGAAGCCCAACUGCACCUACCGUGUCUGCAUCGGGCCCCUGGGGGAGAAGGUCUCCAAGGAGGAGCACUGCGCCGAGGCGCAGACCUUGCCGGCGAGCCACCAGCAGCACUCCCCCGUCACCCAGAGCAAGGACAGCAACCUCGCCCUGAUGAUUGUCCCCGCGCUGGCCGCCGUGCUCCUGCUGGUGGUGGUGGUGACUGCCGCCACGUACUACCGCCGGCACCGCCGGGCGAAGGCACGUGCCGGCACCGGGGUGGAUGCCAGCCCGCUGGAGCUGGAAGGGGUAAAAGCCUGCCUGGAAAAUGGGGAUUUGAGCAGCUGCAAAGUGCCGGAGACGGCGAUGCUUUCCGGCGGCUCCGAGUGUGAGGUCCCGCUCAUGCAGUCGCACUACCCCAGCAACAACAACACCCCAGGGCUCAAACCCUCCUAUUUCUGAGCCGGGUGGGACAGGGCUGCGGGCGAGGGGAGCCCCGGACAGACGAGGGUUGAGCUCUGGCACCCAGCCGUGUCCCUCCGGGGCGAGGAACGGCGAGGAGUUAACUGAAUUAAGGCAGAAAAACCCCAAACCCUUAACGUGCAAUUUCCGAGAGGCUGCCACGCUUCGGGAGGAGACACCAAUUUUACCGCUCAGUGCCUUGAUUUCUGUGACUCUAUGUAGAACGUGGGUAGCAAAAGAGAGAGAGGGGUUGGGUUUUUUUUUUUAAUCUGGGGGUUGGGUGGGCUUUUUUUAGCUAUGGCUAAAAAGAAAGCUGCCGGUGACUCGGCUAAGGGACGUCCACGUGCUGGUAACAAGGGUCCUUUAGCGGGGCACGGCCCGUGACUCUCAACUCCCUGGAAGCUGAUGUGAGCAAUAAGGCCUGGCCGAGGUGCUGGGACCCUCGGGACCCCCAGGCCGAAGGAAGCGCCGAGCAGGCGAACCGGGAAUUGAAGCUUUAAGAACUCGGAGAGAAUAUUUAUACAUGGUUAUUUCCCAUUUCUUCUGGGAAAAGUCUUUUUUUUUUUUUUUUUUCUAGUACAGGUUUGUGUACAUCUCUUUUGUAAGACAGACCAGAAGGGUGUCUUUUUGUAAAAAAACCCCAAAAAUAAAAACUAAAAUAACAACAAUGAAAA
Messenger RNA from Grus americana (Whooping crane), 2755 nucleotides. It is a transcript of the gene VASN, whose product is annotated as vasorin. NCBI's taxonomy places the organism in Eukaryota, Metazoa, Chordata, Aves, Gruiformes, Gruidae. Bases 72 to 2081 code for a protein of 669 amino acids. Gene Ontology annotation, cellular component: plasma membrane. Gene Ontology annotation, molecular function: protein binding. The record is from RefSeq and is a predicted model, not a curated record. The transcript is spliced from 2 exons.